AUGUGUGUGGGGGGUACGAAACAUACUAUUACUCAAUCAUUUUUAGAAAAAAUGUCUUCUUCAUCUUCUUCUAAUUAUUUAUCAACUCAAAACAACUCUGACAUCUCUUCAACAUUUUCACUCAGAUCAAAUUUAUCAAGGAAUGUGGCUUCUUUGGAGGGCGAUAACAAAAAAUUUACUUUUCAACCAAACUAUAAUAAUAUUUAUUUUACUUUCAAUUUCAAUUCAACAAAAAUAACAACAAUUUACAGACCAAAUUUUCUUUGGUAAUAUUUUGUUUCAUACCUCCCACCCUCCAAUGUUUCUCACAACUUUUUCAUUCUUUAGUCUGUUAUCGGUAAUAAAACUCAUGAGAUGUGUCAAAUGAUACCAAAAUCAAUCCCCGGUCUUAACUUUGGUCUGAGAUACAGAUCCCUGAAAUUUGAAAAAUAAUAUGGCGGAAAAUUGACACAAAUACCAGAUUAAAAAUUACACGAAAACAAUACAAUUUUGUCGCGAGACGCUUGUGCAAAACUGGGUCUUUUUCGGACGAUUGUUGGCUGUAUCUUAGCCCAGAAUUAAGACCGAGAAUUGAUUUUGGUUC
This is a messenger RNA of Meloidogyne enterolobii, 583 nucleotides long. Lineage: Eukaryota; Metazoa; Nematoda; Chromadorea; Rhabditida; Meloidogynidae. The record is from the annotation of a GenBank genome assembly.